Messenger RNA from Knipowitschia caucasica, 1683 nucleotides. The record is from the annotation of a GenBank genome assembly. NCBI's taxonomy places the organism in Eukaryota, Metazoa, Chordata, Actinopteri, Gobiiformes, Gobiidae.
AUGAAGGCUCUGGUGUUGCUGUCUGUUGCCUACGCGUUGGUUUCGUGCGUCUUUUCGGCAACAACAGCAGCAGAACUGAAGUCGAAGAACUGCAAUGAUGUCCGCGCCGCGUACAGCUCCAAGGGAUUCAACAGCAACGACGUCCCCAACAAAGGCGUGAACGGGGCCCCUCUGAAGGUGUGUCCGCAGGGAUACUCCUGCUGCACUCUGGAGAUGGAGGAGAAACUGAGCCAGCAGAGCAACACCGAAAUCAAAGCUCCGGUCUCUCAGCUCAGCACCAACCUACAGUCCACGUUCAGACAGAGAUACAGCCACUUCGACAAGUUUUUCCGCGAGCUGCUGAAGAACGCCGAGAGCUCUCUGCACAACAUGUUCGUUCGCACCUACGGCAUGAUGUACGUCCAGAACGCCGAGCUCUUCAAGAAGUUCUUCGAGGACCUGACGCGGUACUACUCCAGCGGCAGCGCGGCCAUCAACCUGGAGUCCAUGCUGUCGGACUUCUGGGCCGAGCUGCUGGAGAGGAUGUUCCGGCUCGUCAACGUCCAGUACGAGUUCACCGACGAGUACAUGGGGUGCGUGAGCCGCCACACCGACCAGCUCAUGCCGUUCGGAGACGUGCCGCGAAAACUGCGCAUCCAGCUCACCCGGGCCUUCGUCGCCGCCAGGACCUUCACCAAAGGCCUGUCCUUGAUGCCAGAGGUGGUCAACAAGGUGUCCAUGGUCAGCACGUCUCCCAGCUGCGUCCGCGCCGCUAUGAAGAUGCUGUACUGCCCCUACUGUUCGGGGCAGGUGGCGCUGAAGCCGUGUCAGAACUACUGUCUGAACGUGAUGCGCGGCUGCCUCGCCAACCAGGCCGACCUCGACACGGAGUGGAACAACUUCCUCGACGCCAUGUUGAACCUGGCCGAUCGUCUGGAGGGGCCCUUUAACUUCGAGUCGGUCAUGGAUCCCAUCGACGUGAAGAUCUCUGAGGCCAUCAUGAACAUGCAGGAGAACAGCAUGCAAGUCUCCCAGAAGGUGUUCCAGGGUUGUGGGCAGCCCAAACCCAGCAUGGCCUUCAGAACCAAGCGAUCCAUCAAAGAGACGGCGUUUACAGGACGCUUCAGACCCUACAGUCCUGACGCCAGACCCACCACCGCCGCAGGCACCAGCUUAGACCGACUGACGGGGGAUGUGAAGAAGAGGCUGAAACAUGCUAAAAAGUUCUGGUCCACGCUGCCAGAGACGGUGUGUGCGGGAGAGAGGAUCGCCCCCGGAGACGAGUGCUGGAACGGCACCGCCAAAAGCAGAUACGAGUCUGUUGUCAUCGGCAACGGCCUGGCCAAUCAGGUGUCGAACCCGGAUGUGGACGUGGACAUCACGAAGCCGGACAUCGUGAUCCGGAGUCAGAUCGCGGUGCUGAAGGAGAUGACCAGCUGGCUCAAAGCGGCGCACAGCGGCAACGACAUCUCCUUUGAGACAGACGAAGAGGCCAGCAGCGGGGACGAGGAGGGGGAGAGCGGCAGCGGCUGUGACCCUCCCUCAUGCACUACGGACCAGGACAUCUACUUCAGCACCCCCCAGGUCCCGCGCCUCGUCCCAGUGGCAAAGGGACCGUCCGACGCCGCGGCCUCCAGGCGGGGCAGUCUGCUUUUGGCGCUCUCCGCUCUACUCCUGGCUCUGCUCGUCCCUCAUUGGAGAUAA